Molecule: messenger RNA, 573 nt
Organism: Salvia hispanica
Lineage: Eukaryota; Viridiplantae; Streptophyta; Magnoliopsida; Lamiales; Lamiaceae
Source: RefSeq, a predicted model, not a curated record
UAAGGGCCAGAAUGUCUCACAUUCCAGUGCCCAAUAUACCAUAGAACAUGGAGAUAAAAAUGGCCGCUUUCCUUCCCUACCCUUCUCUGCCUCUAUAUAAAUACUAGUACUAGUACUACUAAUUGAUUAAAAAGAAGGCAAGAGCAGUUUUGUGUUGAAUUGAUGAUUUGUAAGUGAGGUGAAAAAGAAUGGAGAUAGAAGUGGUGAAGUGCGAGUGUUGCGGGCUGAAAGAAGAGUGCACGGAAGAGUACAUCAACGAGGUGAAGGCCAAAUUCGAGGGGAAGUGGCUGUGCGGGCUGUGCUCGGAGGCGGUGAGAGAUGAAGUGAAGAAGCAAUCCGCCAUACUGGAUGAAGCUCUCAAAGCUCACAUCUCCUUCCGCCGCAAGUGCAAGGCCAACCCCGCCGUCCUAGUCGCCGACGGCAUGCGCCAGAUGCUGCGCCGUAGAACCCUUCACCAUUAAUUACUUAGAUGCUCUACUUUCUUUCUUUCUUUCUUCUUUCAAAUAAUAAUACUAUUAUGUGUUCAUUUCAGUUUGUAUAGUCAAUUCAGUUUUUUGCAUUUUUAUGUUUUCA